Pectinophora gossypiella (pink bollworm) is the source of this 2824-nucleotide messenger RNA. Its product is annotated as facilitated trehalose transporter Tret1-like. The transcript has 3 exons. Lineage: Eukaryota; Metazoa; Arthropoda; Insecta; Lepidoptera; Gelechiidae. Gene Ontology annotation, molecular function: transmembrane transporter activity. Gene Ontology annotation, biological process: transmembrane transport. The record is from RefSeq and is a predicted model, not a curated record. Gene Ontology annotation, cellular component: membrane. The coding region runs from base 116 to 1621 and encodes 501 amino acids.
AUUACUCAUUCGGACUACAAAUGCGAUAAGAUAAGGUCCGAUCUGGCGAAGUGAUUGGGACAUAAAAGUGUUGUUUCGGUACACAUAUGUUGCAGUGUCGAAGUAAACUCUGGCCAUGGACCACGACAAAGCAUCAGAGUUGGAAAAAUUCAAGAGCAAUGAAAAAUGUGAGAAAGAAAACGAAAAACGGAUAUGUGAAAAUGGGGAAAACGCGAAAAGCAACAGGCCCCUAAAACGCCAGGCUAUCAUGGCCAUGGGAACGUUUAUGCUGACUUUGGGAGCUGGUGCCACUGCUGGCUUCUCCGCAAUACUCAUCCCUCAACUGAAGCACGAGCGACAUGGCCACAUCUCCACGGAAAUGGUGUCAUGGGUGGCUGCCACAGCGUCAUUGGCUCUGCUCUUUGGAAACCUUCUCUCUGGAUACUUGAUGGAACGAUAUGGCAGAAGGAACUCGCAAGUGGUUUUGGCUGUAUUUUUUAUAAGUGGCUGGGUUGUGAUCGGAUUCGCAAAAAACAUGGCCAUGAUUCUGGUGGGAAGAUUCAUCACCGGACUCUCUCAAGGCUGGCUUGGUCCUCUAGGUCCAGUGUUUAUUGGAGAAAUCAGCACACCAGCUUACAGAGGAUUCUUCUUGGCUGGGUUGUCAUUGGCUAUAGCAGUGGGGGUGCUGAUGUCACACGUGUUUGGCACAUUGCUCCAUUGGAGCUACGCUUCGCUUCUCUGUGGACUUUUCCCAUUAAUUGGUGGUGUUAUCCUGUACUUUGCGCCAGAAACACCAGCUUGGCUGGCAACUCAAAAUCGCAUAGACAAGUGCAUUGAAUCAUUUAAAUGGUACAGAGGAACGUGUCCAGAAAUGAAGGCCGAACUUGACAAAAUAAUAGCAGCUCAAGAAAAGAGGGACCAAUCGAUGAGCAAACUCAGUGCGCUGAAGGCGAACAUUGUAAAGCCAGAGUUUUAUAAGCCUCUGACGAUAAUGACAGUGUUCUUCAUAAUGACACAGCUUUCUGGGGUGAAUGUUAUCAGUGCGUAUACUACAGACUUAGUGAAAGAAUUGAUGGGUAGCAAGAAAUAUGCGGACGCGGCAAUGUUGAGCUUAGACGUUUUGAGAUGUGCGUCUUUGCUUGUAGCUUGUGUGCUACUUAAAAAGAAGGGUCGGCGACCUAUGGCUAUGAUAAGUGGAAUUUUUACUUCUUUAUCUUUAAUAGCUCUAGCAAUAUACAUGUUCUCAGUGAAAAGGAACCGCAUCUCGCCUGUGAUUACUAUAGGACUCAUGACUGUUUAUAUGAUAGUAUCCAAUUUGGGUGUGGUGCCAUUACCCUGGAAUAUGGUUGGAGAAUUGUUCGCCACUGAAACUAAGGGCAUAGGCUCAGGAAUAAGUGUGAUGACGACAUCAGUUGCAUACUUCGCAACGAUAAAGACCGCGCCGGGAAUGUUGGAAGGUUUAGGACAUCAUGGUACUUAUAUGUUUUAUGGACUAUCGACGUUGCUAGGCACGAUAUAUUUGUACUUCUAUUUGCCCGAGACAAGAGGCAAAACGCUGCUGCAGAUCGAGGAAUACUUUAGGUAUGGCAAGAAAGGGAGAACGAAAGACGUAGAUAACGAUGCAAGUAUACCAUGUGUCUGAUAACAAGGUCGUCACCGACAAACGAGUCUGAUAAGAUACGAUUAAUUUCUCUCACACUUCUACUAUGUGGUGAUAGAUCUUAUUUACUUACACAAGUAUUAUUUGUUUUCUGAAUAGCAAACGAAUUGUUAGAGACACAUUGUAAUUACUUUGUAAAGUAGAUACCAGUAGAUAUAUUUGAUAAGGUUCAAUUAGUUUUCGGUACUUGUGUUAAAGAUAGUCUGAUGAUAAUUUGUUGUUUAUAACGGGACGUUGAUUAUGUGUGGGUACUAAUCAUGGCUAUUAGUCGCAUAUCUUAGUGUCGAAAUGGAUGCACUAAAAUUAAUAGAUAAUGGUUGUAACUGAUAACUGUGGCGUCAAGUUAAUGUGUGUAUUUGUUACAGAAUGAUGGCCAUAAUAGAUAAUUAAUUUGACGAGUCUAAGUACUUAGUUGAUUUACAAAGACAUUGAAUAAAUACAUACGUAAUUAACAAAUAUGUUGUCUAAUAGAAUCGCAUUUCUAUUUUAUUAUUAUAUAAUGCGUUAUUGUUAAAUUGCUUUAAAAUUGUACUUGUCUGCGUAAAAUAAUCUUCUUUUCCUAUGGUGUGGGUUGUGAGGAUCAUUACCAACCUCAUCAACCUUGGUGUCAGGGUUAUUAUUGAGCCGCCAAAAGCCCCUGAUAUGGCUCAUGAAACGACUACGUACUUACAUCAGUAAGUAGUAACCGGGACCAACGGCUUAAUGUGCCUUUUGAAGCACGGAUCAUUUACUUUUUGGACAGUCAGGUGAUCAGCCUGUAAUGUCCUGACCAAACUAGGGAUCACAAAGUAAUUUUUGUGGUAUGUCCCCAUCGGGAUUCCGGAUCGUGAGCCGAACGCUCAACCACCGGACAACGGAAGUCGCUUCGUAAAAUAAUAAUAUUUAUUGUUUUAAGUGUAAUUUUGUAAUAGAGGCUAUAUCUGACUUUUCUUAAGAAUGGGAUUUGAUAAUAAUGCUUCUUUCAUCUUCAGAGUUCUUUAUGCGAGUUUAGAGUUUUUAUUACAGUUCAACGAAUGUGACUUUGGAGUACGUUAUAGUAGUUAAUGAUGUUUUAUAAAUAAAUGGUUUGUAAUUUUAAAAAUGUCCGUAAAAAGACCGCAAAUAGAGCGGUAAGUCAUGAAUGUUUUCGUAUUUGUAAUGAGAUUAAUUUAUAAAGGUUGUAAUAAAUAAAUUAUAAACACAAAA